GAGUCCUAUUCAUUUCACAACACAAACUCAAACGUUGCAGUUGACUGGAACUUCAAAUAAAUCGAAGUGGACUCAUGAGUAGAUAGUUGAAGGAUGUCAUUCCACCUACGAUGUGCACUCGGCUAUGUCGUCGUGAUCAGCCUCAUGGUCUCCUGGUCUGCCUGCCAUGGUGGAAAAGUUCUGGUAGUUCCUCUGGAGGGGAGUCACUGGGUCAACAUGGACAUCUUUAUCAAGGCCCUGCACUCUAAAGGCCAUGAGGUCACAGUGGUUCGGACCUCCAGAAGCUGGUACAUCAAAGAGGAAUCUGUACACUACAACUCGAUUACUGUACAAGUUGAGGAUGGAGUUGACGAAGAUUUUAUUAAGCCCAUCCUUGAUAAAAUAAUCGCUAUAGAGAGAGGUCAAAGUUCCAUGUUGAAUUUCUUAAGCAUGCAGUUGGAGGCCUUUAGUUUUAUGUCUAAGGUCCCUGCUAUGGUGUGUGACAUGGUGACCAACAUGUUUAACGACGAGGAUUUGAUGGCCACUCUGAAAGAGACCCAGUAUGACCUCGUCCUAACUGACCCAGGGUGGGGAGGAGGUAUCCUGCUGGCUCGCUAUCUCCAGCUACCUCUGGUCUACAAUGUUCGCUGGGUAACCAGUGGAGAAGGUCAUUUAGCCAUCUCACCUUCCCCCUUAUCUUACAUUCCGAUAACAGGCAGUGGAAACUCUGACAAAAUGACUUUUACUGAAAGAGUAAAAAAUUUGCUUUUUUAUGUGCUAGCGCAAACUCAACACAAAUUCCUAAUUCAGCCAUAUUACCAAGCUGUUUGUGAUAAGUAUUUAAAUGGUGCAGAUUACAACGAGCUACUCCGAGGAGCUGACCUGUGGCUCAUGAGAGUUGACUUUGUGUUUGAGUUCCCUCGUCCCACCAUGCCUAAUGUUAUCUACAUGGGAGGGUUCCAGUGUAAACCUGCCAAGCCCCUUCCUCAAGAUCUGGAGGAGUUUGUUCAGAGUUCUGGAGAACAUGGAGUCAUUAUCAUGUCUUUAGGGACUUUUGUUGGAGAGCUCCCUCAAGAUUUAGCUGAUGAAAUAGCAGCUGCUUUUUCUCAGCUUCCCCAGAAGGUGAUCUGGAGGUACAAGGGCAGCAGGCCAGCUACCCUGGGCAACAACACCCUAAUAGUGGACUGGAUGCCACAGAAUGACCUACUAGGGCACCCCAAGUUAAAAGCUUUUGUGGCUCAUGGAGGAACCAAUGGAGUUCAAGAGGCUUUGUACCACGGGGUUCCUGUUGUGGGUCUACCUUUGUUUUUUGACCAAUAUGACAACCUGCUUCGUCUAAAGGAGAGAGGAGCAGCAAAGCUGUUAUCCAUGGCUACUGUGGACAAAGAAAAUAACUUCCUACGGGCCCUACAGGAAGUGCUGCAAGAGCCUUCCUACAGGCUGAAUAUGCAGAGACUCUCCAGGCUCCACAAGGACCAGCCAAUGAAACCCCUGGAUAGCGCCCUCUUCUGGAUUGAGUUUGUCAUGAGACACAAAGGUGCUUCUCACCUUCGUACAGAGUCCUAUAAAAUGCCCUGGUAUGUCUACCACUCAAUAGAUGUAAUGGCGUUGUUACUCACUAUUGGAAUCAUAAGUAUGUUGAUUGUUGCUGCAGUAUUGAGGUCUUGCUUCAGGAUGUGUUUAAAGCAAAAAGUGAAAUAUGAGUAAUUGUAAAAGGGCUUUUGUGUUGAGGUAAAAAAAAAUAUGAAGUAUUAUUUGUAACAGCAGAUUUCAUGUUUUCUUGAAAGUAUUCAAGAAGUCAAUUGUGCAGUCAAUUGCAAGUGUUAUGUAAGUCAAUUUUUAACAUGUUGACACCAUUGUACAUAAUUCUGCACUUUUUAAUAAAAUAAAUAAUUUCUUUAUUAUAAAAAGGCAUUAC
Messenger RNA from Hypomesus transpacificus, 1897 nucleotides. Its product is annotated as UDP-glucuronosyltransferase 2A1-like. Gene Ontology annotation, molecular function: UDP-glycosyltransferase activity. The transcript has 2 exons. The record is from RefSeq and is a predicted model, not a curated record. NCBI's taxonomy places the organism in Eukaryota, Metazoa, Chordata, Actinopteri, Osmeriformes, Osmeridae. The coding region runs from base 94 to 1686 and encodes 530 amino acids.